AGAGAGUGAGAUGGAAAAAAUCCUAAAAAAUCGAAACUGAAGCUCUCGAUCCCUCUUUAAUGGCGUAUCGAGCAGACGACGACUACGAUUACCUCUUUAAGGUCGUCUUGAUCGGCGAUUCCGGCGUCGGGAAGUCCAACCUCCUCUCUCGAUUCACGAGGAACGAGUUCAGCCUCGAGUCCAAAUCCACGAUCGGCGUCGAGUUCGCCACUCGAAGCAUUCACGUCGACGACAAGGUCGUCAAGGCUCAGAUUUGGGAUACUGCAGGUCAAGAGAGAUACCGUGCCAUCACAAGCGCAUACUAUCGAGGAGCUGUGGGUGCACUCCUUGUCUACGACGUCACUCGCCACGUAACCUUCGAAAAUGUCGAAAGAUGGCUGAAAGAACUCCGUGACCAUACCGACACCAACAUUGUGAUCAUGCUGGUAGGAAACAAGGCGGAUCUUAGGCAUCUGAGAGCAGUCUCGACUGAGGAUGCCAAGGCCUUUGCUGAGAAAGAGAACACAUUUUUCAUGGAGACCUCUGCUCUUGAGUCUAUGAAUGUAGAGAAUGCCUUUACCGAAGUGCUAACUCAGAUUCAUCGGGUGGUGAGUAGGAAGGCACUUGAGGUUGGUGAUGAUUCAACUACGUUGCCAAAGGGUCAGACUAUUAAUGUUGGAAGUAAAGAUGAUGUAUCGGCUGUGAAGAAAGCAGGGUGUUGUUCAGCUUAGGUGUUAGAAAUAGCGUAAGAAAAUCCUAUAGAAGGCCCUCUAUAGAAUAUUGUAUAGUGAGGACAGGGAGUUGACCCCUAAAUAUAUCAUGAAUCUUGAUGCACAUAUGACCAAUGUAUAUCAGAGCGACUGCAUCCAUGCCCUCUUCCUCCCUAUACUAUAUUCUAUAUUUUAUAGGAGACCCUCUAUAGAAUCCCCCCCCCUCCCCCCCCUAGAAAUAGAAUAACACUUUUCUUUUUCGUUUUUUGCUGCAACUCUAUUAAUCAGAUUUAUGAUGUUCUUCUACAUUCCUCUGAUUCAUAUAUAUGUAGAUGAGAGAGAUUAGGGUUCAAAUAUGUAUUAUUGCUUUUAAUGGUGAUGGUGAUUGCUUUUGUUGCUUAGAAUCACUUGCGGAUGAAAGUGUGUAUGCAUCUUUCGAA
This is a messenger RNA of Asparagus officinalis (garden asparagus), 1129 nucleotides long. Its product is annotated as ras-related protein RABA1f-like. The coding region runs from base 60 to 710 and encodes 216 amino acids. The record is from RefSeq and is a predicted model, not a curated record. Lineage: Eukaryota; Viridiplantae; Streptophyta; Magnoliopsida; Asparagales; Asparagaceae. Gene Ontology annotation, molecular function: GTPase activity; GTP binding. The transcript has 2 exons. Gene Ontology annotation, cellular component: endosome.